GCCGCCGCGCUCGGAGGGGGCGUUGUGCGGGCAGGGUUUGGGGCCGCUGGGCUCUGACUGCCGCUUCCCCCUCCAGGGAUGGAGCUCGGGGAGCAGGAGGAGAGCAGGAAGGAGCAUUGGAAGUUGCUGGGCAAGCUGAAGACGACCGUAGAGGGCUUGGUGUCGAUCAAUAAUCCGAAUGUUUGGUCUAAGUAUGGCGGCUUGGAGCGGCUCUGCAGGGACAUGCACAGCAUCCUGCAUCACGGGCUCAUCACGGACCAGGUCUGUUGCAGGCAGAGGGAUUACUGGCAGUUUGUGAAGGACAUCCGUAGGCUGAGUCCGAAUGCUGCCCAUCACGUUGAGAGGUUUAUCCACCUGCAUGAGAAUGGACAGCGGAACACCGACAGCGCCAGUGACCGGGCAACUGCAGAGCUCUGGCUCCAGCACAGCCUGCAGUUCCAUUGCCUGUCAGCUCAGCUGAAGCCUCUGCUGGGGAACAAGCAGUGCAUCCGGAGGUUCUAUGCAGACUCAGCUUUCCUGCUCAGUGACGCCCACGUCACUGUCAUGUUGCAGUGCUUGGAGGCUGUGGAGCAGAACAAUCCCCGGCUGCUUGCUCAAAUAGAUGCAUCCAUGUUUGCCAGAAAAAUCGAGGCCUCCUCUGUGCCUGUGACAAAGAGCCAAAGCCUCACUGCACUUCCUGGAUCUAUAUGCACUCCUCCUGUUGAAUGCACGGCCCAGCGGUAUUUUGGUUCCUUCUCAGGUCUUCAUUCAGCCUCUGCCAGCAUUCAAGACAGGAGACUAUCCAGCCCUUUGGUUUGCAGUAGCACCAGCCAGCCUCAGGAAAACACCCUGUGUGCCUCAUCCCACUGGCAUCCGGAGGGCAGGUCCCCCCAACGCCUGACUGUCCCUCUUCCCCACCUCACCCUCUCUGGCCCAAAGGACGCCUCUUCCCCAGCGGGCGAGACGAGCGCUGGCACCUCCGCCGACCCAAACGAUGAGCCCUGGGCCGGCAGCCAGGACGACAUGGACGGGCCGGAGUAUCUGGCAAUUGGGAAUCUGGGCCGGCCAAGCCGAGCUUGCAGCAGCCCCAAUGAAUCCAGCGUGGCCACCACCAACAGCGUCAGGAGCAGCACCUCCAAUCUCUUCUCCUCCAGCAGCUCUCAGAAGCGGGAGUCCAUUUCCUCCUUGGGGGAGCAGGGGGCAAGCGGUGGCAGCAGCGGCGGCGGCAGCAGCCGGGGGAUGAGCCUUUUGCGCCGGUCCAGCUUCUCCGAGGGGCAAACCUCCACUUCCCACAGGAUGCCCAAGCGGAGCCACACACGCUCCCAUUCAGACACCAACGUGGCCACCUCUGGGAAAGCUCACGAAUCCAACGGAGAUCUUUCAAGGUUCAAAGGCGAUAUGUCCUGCUCAGCACAGAGCAGUGAAGUGAGCACCCCUGGUUCUGUCUACAUGGAAUAUGCUACUGGGCAGUACCUACACUCUGGGGAAGGGCUGUUCCGGAGGCCCUCGGAAGGCCAGUCCCUGAUCAGCUACUUGUCGGAGCAAGAUUUUGGCAGCUGUGCAGACUUGGAAAAGGAAAACGCUCACUUCAGCAUCUGCGAGUCGCUCAUUGCUGCCAUCGAGCUGAUGAAAUGCAAUAUGAUGAACCGGCAGUUGGAAGAGGAUGAAGAAGACAGCGACAAGGAGAUCCAGGAGCUCAAACAGAAGAUCCGAAUCCGGCGGCAACAGAUCAGGACCCGGAACCUCCACCCAGCUGGCCAGAUGGGCUCAGACAGUCUUAUGGCAACAGAUAGCGGAUCCCACUUCAGCUCCCGAGACUCGACACGCCUGUCCGACUCCGGUUCUGCCGAAGAUGUGGAUGAGUAUGAGAUCAGAGAUGGUAACGAUGGAUCUAGCCUGAUUCAAAUGUCCAAGAAUGGCCUGUCCGUCUCAAUGGCUUCCUUGUUUUCAGAUGCGGACAUCAAGAGGACUGCAGCUCCCAGCAAGAAAACCUUCCACUGCUCUGGCUCCACCUUCCACUCCUUCCUGCACUCGAACUCGGCGGAGGCCGUGGCCAUGGGCCUACUGAAGCAGUUUGAGGGGAUGCAGCUGCCCGCAGCCUCGGAACUGGAGUGGCUCGUGCCGGAGCACGAUGCCCCGCAGAAGCGCCCAAGACUGUCUCUUAAAAAGGUUUUUAAGCGGCCCAAGUGGUAUAAGAAGAGACAGCUUUCCAAAAAGCUACGGCUGCUGCUGCCAAUUCCUGACUCCGUGCCCAUCUCUCCGGACGACGGGGAACACGCAGACAUCUACAAGCUCCGUAUCCGGGUCCGAGGAAACCUGGAAUGGGCGCCGCCACGGCCACAGAUCAUCUUCAACAUCCAUCCGGCACCGACGAGGAAGGUGGCAGUGGCCAAGCAGAACUUCCGCUGUGCAGGUUGUGGCAACCGGACGGACCCGGACUACAUGAAGCGCAUGCGCUACUGCGAGUACCUGGGCAAAUACUUCUGCCAGUGCUGCCAUGAGAACGCUCAGAUGGUCAUCCCCAGCCGCAUCCUUCGCAAGUGGGACUUCAGCAAGUAUUACGUCAGCAACUUCUCCAAGGACCUGCUAAGCAAGAUCUGGAGUGAUCCCCUCUUCAACGUGCAGGACAUCAACACUGGCCUCUACCGCAAGGUCAAGCCACUCAACCAAGUCAGGCUGCUGAGAAUUCAGCUGUACCACAUGAAGAACAUGUUCAAGACCUGCCGCCUAGCUAAGGCGGUCCUGGAUGCUUUCGAUGCUGUGCCGGGUCACUUGACGGAGGAUCUGCACCUCUAUUCCUUAAACGACCUGAGCACCACCAAGAAAGGGGAGCUCGUGCCCUGCCUGACGGAGCUCCUCAAGGCAGGUACCCUGCACGUUGAGAAGUGCAUGCUGUGCCAGGCCAAGGGCUUCAUCUGCGAGUUCUGCCAGAACGAGGAGGACAUAAUCUUCCCCUUUGAGCUGAAUAAGUGCAGGACCUGUGAAGAAUGCAGAGCCUGCUAUCACAAGGGCUGCUUCCGGUCUGGGCCCUGCCCCAAGUGUGAGCGGCUGCAGGCGCGGAGAGAGAUGCUGGCGAAGCAGAGCAUGGAGGCUGACAUCUCAGACUACGAGGAGGAGGAGGAGGAGGAGGCGGCUAUGGCAGGAGCGGCCACGUGACAAUUGACCAGCUGCACUCUGGUGCGUGGCCUCUGCCUCCAGAGACUGAACUGACAAUGAACUCAAGCGGGACUCUUCCACGGCUAACAAGCCCAACCAGACGGCGGAUCCCCAAGGGAUCUUUUGCACUUGGCUUGGGAGGGUCGCCGUUCCUUUCCGUCUGAGCCGCCCGCCCGGGGAGGGAAUGGCGCGGUUGCCACUUCUGCCACCAACGUUGACACACGACGAAGCUGAGCUUCGUUGCCACCGCAGGAAAAGUAGCAACUGUGGUUUUGCUUGCGUCUCUGACUCGAGUGCCUGAACCUUCGCCCCCUUCCGUCUGGGAGGAGCUGGUGGAUGGCGAUGGUCCCACCAGGGGCUGAGCGACUGGCGGAGUGCCAGAACACUCCGAAAGGGAAAACCACCCACUUGAAUCGUUUUAUUUCCUCUAUCACUUUUGGUCUCUCUUUCGCCAAAACCACUGCCUAUAACUCUGGGUUCUUUGCUGCUGAACUCCGCUUAUUCAACCCUUGUUUUGUGCCUGAAGUAUUUACGAUGAGUUGGGGAAGCCAGAGAAAAAGGGGACUUCUGGCCUGCCCUUGUCAUCUUGGGAACUGCCUAGCUACCACAGAAACAGAUGCUGUAGGAAAUGGGUGGACAGCCGGGAGGCGGAAGCCUUCGUAGGGCGUGGUGGGGCCGAGUUGGGGCCAAUGCUUUCCGUACCUUCUCAAAAUGAUCUGCCUGCACCCGCUCCCCCUACACCGGUCCCACUUCUCCUCCUUUCCCGUUUUUCUUCCCACCUGCCUGAAAUAUCUGUUCCUAGCUAGAGAAGCAUGGGUUAGUGUCUUGCAGGACCCUUCCAGGGUCCUGGUUUUGGCUGGGGUGAUGGGUGGUCCAUCAAGCUUAUAGACGAAAGCCUGGGGGCUCUCCUGAUGUUGUAGGACAAGGUUGGGCAAAAGGGUAGAUUUCCAGGUGUCUUGGACUUCUACUCCCAUUAGCCCCUGCCAGCAUGGCCAAUGGUCAGGAACGCUGGGACUUCCAAGUCCCAAACAUCCGGAAAUCUACUUUCUGCCUGCUUCUGUUGCAGUUAAGCAGAUGCUUCCUUGGAUCAGAAGAAGAUGGGCUUUUGAUCCAAUCACUGGGUAGGCCAUGGCAUCUCUGGUGGUGAUGAAGAAGUGCAGUCCGUGCCCUCGUUCUUGCAGGGGCACGGCAGGGAUGGCGCUUUGGGCGUGCCGGUGGCUCUUACGGAGCCUCUGUGUUGGUCUCCCACCCUGUCUGCUGGGAUGGCGGGGGGCUGUAGCGGAGGGAGCUCAGCUGACCUGUGACAGCUGAAUUGAGCUCAGCUGCCUCCUUGGAUGCCAGGCUGGCAACAGCUCUGGCCUGGGUUUGGCCUGCUGCUUUUCGCCCUCCUUGGCCUCUGCCAUCCAGUCUCCCCCCUGGAUUUGCCGCAUCCUUUGCUUCUGCCUCGGGCGGUUGAGCCUCUUCGCUUCCUUUCGCUCAGGACUUGAAAUGUUAGGACCUUCCCACCUCAGAACAAGGUUGUGGAGACAGAGGUGGGCAGACGGCUCCUGGAGAAAGCCUCUUAAAAACUGGAGGAGGCGUCUCUUGCUUGCCGUCGCUGUCCUGCUCCAAUUUUUAAGAGGCUUUCUCCAAGGAGCCCUUUGCCCACCAAUGUCUCCUCAUCCUUGUUCCUCGGUAGGUAGCAAACAGAGAGCAACCCACUGGGCCUCUCCAAGCCUGUGCCCCAACCCAUCCCAUUGUUCCUGUGCAUUUCUGUCCUGUUUGUGAAGGCUGCCGGCAGCACGGUCCAAGACCCCAUGUUUUCCUGGCCAUCCAGUGCACAGAUGUUAAGUCUUUGUUACCAACAGCCCUGGUUCUGGUGAAGUUGUUGCUUUCUCCUCGUAAGCCGUCUCUCUGACCUUACCCACCCAAGAUGCUCAUGGCCUAUGCAUGAACCGUGUCCUGUGUGGCUACCUUGAAUGAUCUUACCCCAUCGUCACCCAGCUCCUUGCCGGCCUUCCCCUUCUGAGGAAAGCACGCCAGACUUGUCAGCUAUGUGUGCACUAACAAACCUCUGCCAAACUCCUUGAAGCGGAGUGUGCCGCCCCCCAGUUCCAGUGCAGGGAGAAAUAAAAUCUGCAGGUCCCUCACGUCCCCCCUGUAUGGGGUAUAUUCCCAUUCCUGUGUACAGUGCUGCCCCAGAACUACUUAGCAAGCAUGUUGGGCUACGUUGUCUUUUGUGUGCAUGUGUGUCUUUUUCGGAGUCAUCGUUUGUGUUGCUAACUGUGAGCUGGACGUGUCGUCACCCCACCACCCACCCACCCUGAGGCUUUCAAAGGCAGCUGAAGCUUGGGCCUGUGAACCAUUCACAGAACGGUCAGGAACGAACCGUUGGUUUGCGGAAGUGCGUGAAGGUUGUUGUGUUGCCCGAGGAUCAAAAUAGCAUGGAAUAUUGUCCCGAAGAGGUAAUUAAGACCAGGAAGAGGUGGAAAUCUGGCUCAGGUGGUACAAACCUGAAUCUCCUGAGGGCUGUUUUGUGCAUGCUGCCUUCUUGGCAAAGACUACAAGACCCAUUGAUUUCCAGCAUUGCACACACACACAUAUA
Elgaria multicarinata webbii is the source of this 5719-nucleotide messenger RNA. RefSeq names its product rubicon autophagy regulator (gene RUBCN). NCBI's taxonomy places the organism in Eukaryota, Metazoa, Chordata, Lepidosauria, Squamata, Anguidae. Gene Ontology annotation, cellular component: late endosome; early endosome. The transcript is spliced from 22 exons. The record is from RefSeq and is a predicted model, not a curated record. The coding region runs from base 79 to 3135 and encodes 1018 amino acids. Gene Ontology annotation, molecular function: phosphatidylinositol phosphate binding. Gene Ontology annotation, biological process: negative regulation of endocytosis; negative regulation of autophagosome maturation.